AUGUCGUCCACCAACCCCGAGACCAACGGCGAGGAAAUCAAUGGCGCCGAUGCCAUUUUUAUCAUUGAAUGCCUCAAGCAUCUCAACGAGUCUAAGCAGGUCGACAUCGGUAAAGUUGCCACUGCCUUGAAGUACAGCAAUGUGGCAUCAGCCGGCAACCGUUUUCGCGCUUUGCGCAAGCGCUAUGGAUUCGCAAACCUGGAGUGCAAGAACUCCUCUACCCCUACCAAGGCUGGCAAGGCUGGUGCUACUGGCAAGGCUGCCAAAGAUGGUCCUGCUGCCGAUGAGGAUGUUUCGUCUCCUGGCGAGACGGUCCCGUCCUCUCCCUCCAAGCCUGCUCGCAAGCCUGCUGCUGGCCGCAAGGGAGCCAAGGCCAACUCGAAGCCAAUUCCUGCCACUGGCCCUGUGGACACCGAUGGCUCUGUCUCUGCUUCCAAGAAGCCUACCGGAAAGCGCGGUCCAAGAGGCAAGGGCAAGCAGGUCGUCGCCCAGCAGCCGGCCGUUAUGGAGUCUGUCGAGAUUCCGGUCAUUAAAGACAACGGAGAUGUGAAGAUGGAGGAGGGCGACGCCAUCAAAGCUGAAGCUUAA
Aspergillus thermomutatus is the source of this 588-nucleotide messenger RNA. RefSeq lists its product as uncharacterized. NCBI's taxonomy places the organism in Eukaryota, Fungi, Ascomycota, Eurotiomycetes, Eurotiales, Aspergillaceae. The transcript is spliced from 2 exons. Bases 1 to 588 code for a protein of 195 amino acids. The record is from RefSeq and is a predicted model, not a curated record.